AUGGCGAUCUCAGCUCCGCCGCUGCUUCUCCUCCUCCUCUCCCUUCUGGCAGUCACCUCCUCCGCCCGCCCCUGCAGAACUUUUUUCUACUUCUCCGCCACAACCACGACGAUCUCCACCACCUAUUAUCCCCACCACUCCCUCCCGGCAAACCCUAACCCCAAUUCCGCCCAAAAUCCCCACUAUGUCGCCUUCAUAUUCACCACCACCCACAAACCCUUCUCUUCCCACCGCCCAUCACUCAAUUUCAAUUCCGAUUCUCACUCGUCUCCAGCGAUGACGUCAUCAUCAUCCGGUUUCCCCCUCAAUUUCUAUUCCACCGUUUCCAGCUCCAUUCGCGACCGCACCAAGGAUAUCUUGAGCGUGGUCGGCGCUCUUCUAUUCGGAGUCGGCUGCGGGGCUCUCACCGGAGCCCUGAUGUACUUCCUGUGGGCCCUCUUCGCCCCCGGCCGCUUCGAUUUCAACGAUCUCUCUGAUGAGGAGGAGGAGGAGGACGACGUCGCCGCUGCGAAGAAGAAAUUGGGGUACGUUGCGAUCCCUGCGAUGGCCGACGACGUCAAGAAUCAUGCGCCGCCUGCUAAGGAGGUGGUUUGA
This is a messenger RNA of Salvia splendens (bonfire salvia), 594 nucleotides long. RefSeq lists its product as uncharacterized. The transcript has a single exon. The record is from RefSeq and is a predicted model, not a curated record. Lineage: Eukaryota; Viridiplantae; Streptophyta; Magnoliopsida; Lamiales; Lamiaceae. Bases 1 to 594 code for a protein of 197 amino acids.